Messenger RNA from Staurois parvus, 692 nucleotides. The record is from the annotation of a GenBank genome assembly. NCBI's taxonomy places the organism in Eukaryota, Metazoa, Chordata, Amphibia, Anura, Ranidae.
AUGGGGCCCCCUACUGACCCCGGGCCCUCGGGCAGUGCCCGAGUUUCCAAAUGGUCAGUCUGCCCCUGUUGCCUUAUGUCAGUGCUCAUCAGUGCCUCGUGCCAUUGCCCAUCAGUGCCACAUCAGUGCCACAUAUCAGUGCCUACCAGUGCACAUCACUGCCACAUAUCAGUGCCCAUCUGAGCUGCCUUUCAGUGUCACCCAUCAGUACCAGUCAGUGCCACCUAUCAAUGCCAAUCAGUGCCACCUAUAAGUGCUGCAAAUCAGUGCCACCUAUCAGAGCCAGUCAGUGCUGCCUAUCAGUGUGCAUCAGUGCCACCUGUGAAUGCCUGUCAGUGCCGCCUAACAGUGCCAGUCAGUGCUGCCUAUCAGUGCCAGUCAGUGCCACCUAUCAGUGCUGCCUAUCAGUGCCAUAUAUCAGUGCCAUGUAUCAGUGCUGCCUUUCAGUGCCCAUCAGUGAUGCCUAUCAAUGCCCAUCAGUGCCACCUACCAGUGCCUCCUCAUCAGUGCCCAUCAGUGUCACCUGUCAGUGUCCAUCAGUGCAGCCUAUCAGUGCCCAUCAGUGCAGCCUCAUUAGCGCACAUCAGUGAAGGAGAAAAAUCACUUAUUUACAACAUUUUAUGACAAAAACUAAGAAAAAUAUUUUUAAAAAAAAAUUUUCAGUGGUUUUUGGUUUGUUUAGGAAAAAAUAA